AUGGACUUUAAACAGGUGCCAGUUGGGGACCAGGUUAAAAUGGAAAAUGUGGAUUCGGAUACAUGUCUCUACAGAGUGAAGAAAGAGGAGACAACAGCACCUGCAGAGUGCACUGGUACAAGGUGCUUCACCAUAAGUUUGGCAUCAGCAGCCUUCAUGUCAUUUCUCACAAGUUCUUCCCUCAUCUGUGAUACAGACAAGCUGGCCCCUGCACCUCUUGGCUGCUGUGACACUGGGCAGACAUUUUUUCUCUUUCUCAGUGAUACAGGAACAACACCUCCAGAGAGUGGUAUUUUUGGAUUUAUGAUAAACUUCUCUGCAUUUCUUGGUGCAGCCACAAUGUACACAAGAUAUAAAAUAGUAGAGAAGCAAAAUCAAACCAGCUAUUUCAGCACUCCUGUUCUUAACUUGGUGUCACUAGUUCUUGGAUUGGUGGGAUGUAUCGGAAUGGGCAUUGUUGCCAAUUUUCAGGAGUUAGCUGUGCCAGUGGUCCAUGAUGGGGGCGCCCUGCUGGCUUUUGUCUGCGGUGUGGUGUACACACUCCUGCAAUCCAUCAUCUCUUACAAAUCGUGUCCCCAGUGGAACAGUCUCUUGACCUGCCACGUACGGAUGGCCAUCUCUGCUGUUUCCUGCGCAGCUGUCGUCCCCAGUAUCCUUUUCCCAUUUGUCAACUGGACUAGACUCAACUGAGUGCAGCAUGGGCAAGUGGAAAUUAAUGGCCGAGGAACAGGGCGGGGUCAGCAAUAGAAAGGAACGAAGAGGAAACAUCAGAGUUCAGGGAGAUUCUGGCUAACUCCAGCAACAGGAUUCGUGCUGAAGACAGGCCAAGGUCAUUAGACACCACCUGAGGGAUGGUGGAGGAGGAGUCCUCUCAUCAGAUAGCUAACAUAUCAGAAAUCAGGAGUGUGUGGAGGGGGGUUCUGGCUAAACUGACUUAAACAGUG
Castor canadensis (American beaver) is the source of this 944-nucleotide messenger RNA. Lineage: Eukaryota; Metazoa; Chordata; Mammalia; Rodentia; Castoridae. The record is from RefSeq and is a predicted model, not a curated record.